Lytechinus pictus (painted urchin) is the source of this 3749-nucleotide messenger RNA. Its product is annotated as sialin-like. The transcript has 10 exons. Gene Ontology annotation, cellular component: membrane. Gene Ontology annotation, molecular function: transmembrane transporter activity. The record is from RefSeq and is a predicted model, not a curated record. Gene Ontology annotation, biological process: monoatomic anion transport; transmembrane transport. Bases 834 to 2516 code for a protein of 560 amino acids. NCBI's taxonomy places the organism in Eukaryota, Metazoa, Echinodermata, Echinoidea, Temnopleuroida, Toxopneustidae.
ACACGAAAAGCAGAUAUGGAAGGCCUGUAACCCCCCUGUAACACAAAGCUUAGCAUUGAUUGUAGAGCAGUUUUCUACGUUUGAUUCUAUUGACUGUAAUGUACAAUCAAUCUUAAAAAUCAAGUGUAUGAUUAAGCGUUAACUUUUGUGUAAGGGGACCCUAAUAUUAGCGUCCGUGAGGAUUGCGAAAGGUGGCAAUUAUGCGUUGGUGCGACAUUAUCGGUUGUAACAAGCCUCGCUAUGCAACUACAGAUUCAAGCUACAUCAUGACCGCAUCAUGAUACGCAUGGUCUUACAAUGUCGUUCUCUUUUCAAGCACAUGAUGAACUUCGGUCAAUGUGUGUCACGUGAUCGCAUAUUUACUUGGAGGUGUGGCUGGCUGGCAGUGGAUGCCAUGAACUUGAAACUCGGUCUUAUGCUACAGUCACACCAAUGAAACCGACUCCAAACCGACCGAUGAUAAGCCAUUGGUAAUAACGGAUUACCUCUGAUCGGUCUGGAGUCGCAGGUGAGAUGGUGACAUUGAACAAAACGCGUCUAUUUGAAUUAUUGAUUUGAUUUAUAAUAUCAUGCUACCGAUGCGAAUCCAUAUACCGACUGAUAGGAACAAAAAUGUCCCAAAUCAAACAUUAAAUGACAAUCGAGAGAGAGAGGAUCGGCAAAUAUUACGAGCUGUACCUCACAGAAGAUAUCAAAAAUGAAAACGCACCCUAUAAAACGACUUGAGAUGACUGCUAUAAUCACAUUUCUUGUGCACAGAUCCUUGAAGACAGCCGAACGCUUACUUUUAGUCGUUGUUUUUCUGUAGUAUUUGUUAAUAUUAAAUUAAAAAAAUGAUAUCAAGUCUAGACGAAGAAUCUCCAGUCAUUCUCCAAGAGAAGAACCAACGGAAUGAAGAAUUAGGCUCACUGCUUACAACGGUACCAAGACCCGCCAACACGAUAUGCUCUUGCCGUUACAUUGUAAGCUAUAUGUCUUUCUUUGCAUUGGCAUGUGCUUACUUAAAUCGUGUAAACCUAAGCGUUGCAUUGACGGCGAUGGCCAACAGUACUUACAGUUCGACCUAUGACGUAGGUGUAAACUCAUCGGCUGAAAUCUGCCCUGCACGGUCGAAUGAAAGUUUGGGUGAAGAAAAGGAGGGUGAAUUUCCCUGGGACGCACACACCCAAGAGCUAAUCCUGGCGGGAUUCUAUUAUGGCCUGCCCCUAUUCCAGAUUCCGGCUGGCCUAGUGGCCGACAAGUACCCGCGAUCAACAACCAAGAUACUCUGCGUAGCGUUCCUCAUAUCAUCUGCAAGUAAUUUAUUGAUCCCUCUAGCUGCUUACAACAUUGGUGCAUCUGCAAUUAUCGCAUUGCGUGUCAUUGCAGGUGUUGCAGAGAGUGUCACCUAUCCUUGUCUUUAUUCGCUUCUGUCAAGAUGGACGCCACCUGCAGACAGGAGCAGGCAGAUUUCAAUCGCCUUUGCUGGUUCGUCGGCUGGCCAAAUUAUUGCCCAGCCGAUUUCUGGCGUUCUUUGCGACUCGGAUAUCCUUGGUGGCUGGCCAUCAACUUUUUAUCUGUUCGGUACAAUAGGGAUCAUAUGGUGCAUUCCUUGGGUUUUACUUGUAUAUUCCUCCCCUUCGACACAUCCCAGGAUAUCACAAGACGAGAAAGAUUAUAUCAUCGCUGAGCUUAAAUACCAAAAUACGCCCCCUAAGAAGUACCCAUGGAAGAACUUUGCUACCUCAUUACCCCUCUAUGCUGUUUGUGCCACCGAUUUCGCACUCCUUUGGAUCUACUUCUCACUUACUUCAAACCUUCCCAUAUUCUUAAAAGAGGCUCUUCGGUUUGAUAUCACUCAGGUUGGAAUACUUUCUUCAAUGCCGCAUAUUACUUUCGUCAUCUUAAUCAUGAUCGGGGGUUCUGUGGCAGACUUUAUUCUAAACAAUACCCCCUUAAAUCUAACUACCGUGCGGAAAAUCAUGACCACACUUGGUCUUCUGCCCGCAGGAGCCUUUCUUGUCCUCUCUAGUUAUGUUGGAUGCAAUGCUGGAUUAGUUAUCACCUUUAUUUCGUUGGCGUUGGGGAUGACUGGAUUUGCUUACUCAGGGGCGUCCCUCACAAUGAUGGAGUUUGCUACCCCCUAUGCUGGAAUGUGUGUUGCCAUAGCAAACUCGGUUGCGACCAUUCCAGGCUUCGUUGCACCACUUGUCGUAGCUGUAUUCACCGAAAAUCAGGCUGAUAUGAGUGGAUGGAGGUCAUUUUUCUGGAUAACAUUUGGAUUAACCGUUUUGGCCUGGUUAAUCUUCACAAUCUUUGGGACUUCGGAGCUUCAACCUUGGGCGCAAGAAGUCAAGGGAGGAAAUAUCGACUCUUCUAAUGGCAAGUAUGGAGGAAUCCACAACACCUGCAGUAAUGGCGAUGUCUUCAGCAAUGGCAAUUGCAACAAGGUCGGCAACAUCAGCAACAACGGCAACCUUGACCACGGCGACAACUCACUUCAUGAAAAAGAAAAGUUAAUGUAUCCCAAUUGCUGAUGGAUCAGCAAUCUUUGGGUCGGCCAACCUAUUUGAAAGAUUAAAAAAAUAUAGAAAAAAAAGGCAUCUUCAAGUUCUUGGUUCCGUUUGAGCUAUUCUUCAUAGCUAGUGACUGUCGAUUGGUCGCAAUUGAUCUAAAUGGACUUUAUUCAUGAUUCAUUCGGUUCACAUAAGCCCAUUGCUCAAUUCCAUUUGCUACUGAUUUUAAUAACUUUUAUGUUGGGGAAUUACCCCCAUAUCAAUUAAUAAAUUCCCCUUUAAUCAAUGUUUAAUCAGAUACAAAUACAAUCAUUAUGUCAUAUGGUUAUUCAAGAUGAUUGGAUGAAAUGUUUCACACUGAAAAUAUUGGAAUGAAUGGCGUGAAUGCAGUUGAAUUUCAUUUAUAAUUUUCAUAUAUUCGAGAAUAAGAAAAACUCUUUAUUAAGACAAGUUCACCCCGACAAAAAGUUUAUUUGCAUAACAAGAGAAAAAUCCAACAAGCAUAAAUUUCAUCAAAAUCGGAAGUAAACUAAGAAAGUUGACAUUUUGACGUUUCGCUAAGUUUCACAAAAGAGUUACAUGCACAUCCUGGUCGGUAUACAAAUGAGGAGACUUAUGACGUGAUCCACUCACCAUUUCUUUUGUAUUUUAUUAUAUGAAAUAUUCUGAUUUUCUCCUCAUUGUCAAGUAAAACAACGAUUAAUUCCUCCCUAAACAUGUGGAAUUACCAUUGUUUAAUACCAGGCCUAUUUGGUUCAGUCAAGUUGGUCCCUAUUGUCAAAUUUGCAAAAAAAAUAUAUUGUGUAAUUCAAACAAUACAAAAAUAAAGAAAUAGUGAGUGAGGGACAUCAUGGAAUGUCUUAUUUGUAUAUCACUGUUUUGUGAAAAAUAAGCGAAACUUUAAAAUGUCAUAACUUUCUUUUUUACAUCCGAUUUUGAUGAAAUUUUCAGCGUUAUGCCAGUUUGAAUUUUCUGUUGUGGACUUGACCUUUAGAUUGCAACAUGCCGGCCCAUGGUUCUUAACACGUUCUACAACAUUUAGGAAAAUUGAAAUAAUUUGAACAAAAAACUCUUGUAAUAAAAUACCAAACAAAUGGCGAGUAAUGCGUCGUCGACAGGUGACAGUGUUUUAUCAUGUUUAUAAAGCUCUUUUUAUUUCCCUGCUGUCAUAUUUAUCCUUUUUUUUUUUUUACUUUGGAUAUAAGUUUUAUCGAAAAUUGAAUGGAAAUAAAUGAAUAAAUGAGCAGUGAGAGA